AUGGCGGCUAUCCUUGAGCAGCAAAUCGGCGGAUGGGCAGCAGAGGAGACGUCAUCAGGAGAAGUAGGAAAAGUAUUUUCUGUUGGUGAUGGGAUCGCUCGUCUCCUUGGACUCGGAAAUGUUCGAGCAGGAGAACUCAUUGAAUUCCAAUCAGGAGUCCUUGGUAUGGCGUUGAACUUGGAGAGGGAUAAUGUAGGCGCUGUCAUCUUUGGCGACGAUAGGUUAGUAUGCGAAGGACAGACAGCAAAAAGGACAAAAAGAAUAGUAGAUGUACCUAUAGGGGAAGAAUUAAUAGGAAGAGUUGUUGAUGCAUUAGGCAUGCCUAUUGAUGGCAAGGGUCCUAUAAAUGCAAAACAGAGACGGCGUGUCGAAGUAAAGGCACCUGGUAUCCUGCCUCGUAAGAGUGUGCACGAGCCAAUGGUGACGGGUAUAAAAUGUGUAGAUUCUUUAGUCCCUAUAGGGAGGGGACAAAGAGAAUUAAUUAUAGGAGAUAGGCAAACAGGAAAAACAUCUAUUGCAGGUAUGUCUCCUUAUUACUGUCUCCUUUUUACUCUGUCUCCUUAUUAUUCUGUCUCCUUAUUACUUUGUCUCCUUAGUACUCUGUCUCCUUAG
This is a messenger RNA of Eimeria maxima, 612 nucleotides long. Its product is annotated as ATP synthase alpha chain, putative. Gene Ontology annotation, molecular function: ATP binding; proton-transporting ATP synthase activity, rotational mechanism; ADP binding. Lineage: Eukaryota; Apicomplexa; Conoidasida; Eucoccidiorida; Eimeriidae. The coding region runs from base 1 to 612 and encodes 203 amino acids. Gene Ontology annotation, biological process: proton motive force-driven ATP synthesis; proton transmembrane transport. The transcript has 6 exons. The record is from RefSeq and is a predicted model, not a curated record.